Molecule: messenger RNA, 1725 nt
Organism: Rattus norvegicus (Norway rat)
Lineage: Eukaryota; Metazoa; Chordata; Mammalia; Rodentia; Muridae
Source: RefSeq, a predicted model, not a curated record
CCCCGCGACGAGCCCCUCGCACAAACCGGACCUGAGCGUUUUGUUCGUUCGGCUCGCGUGAGGCAGGGGCGGCUUCUCAGCAUAAGCCCCGGGGCCCGCCAGAUCGCCACGCAAACACCUGCCCGCUGUCGCCACCGCCACCAUAUGGGUCGCAGAGACUGAGCAGGGUGUCCCCGCCCCUCCGCCAAGGAAGUUGAGGGAGAACGACCGGCUCCCUUCAAGCCGCCUGCCCUGCCCGCAGACUCUGAGCUGCCGGGCAUAGCUAGCUGCAGGGCCUGAGGGAGAAUUGAGGAGCUUUGAGCGCCUCCCCUGACCCUGUCAAACCGAGUGGGCAGAGCAGCUGCUGAGAGGUAGAGGAUCGUAAGUGAAAGGUGCUCUCCUGCCUUCCUGAGACCCAGGACAGGCUAGGCAAGGAGGAAAGGAUCCCAGGGCUACGCCUUCUGCCUUGACCCCUCCCAGUCCAACCCGCCCCAUCGCAGAGGAAGUGGGGAGAACCCCCAGACAUCCAUAACCUGAAAAUAUACCAACAGUUGCUGCUACCGUUUGUUGAGUGUAUAUUGUAGGGGGGUUCUGUGUUUUACAUACAUGCAAAUCUUCACUCUCCUCAAGACAAUGAUUCCCAUUUUACAGAGGAGAAAAUGCAAAGGUUAAGGAGCAGAGCCCCACUUUUACACUUGAUCUUAGCCAAAGGCUGAGAAGCCCCACUUUUAAGCAGCAGAACAGGGCUCUGCUCUCAGGAGGCAGCCAGGCUCCAGAGCAUUCAGUACCCGAGUGGUGCCUCUCUGGGUAACCUCAGAGGGGCCAUGUGUGCUCUUUAAAGCUCAUGAGGGUGUGCUCCAGUGUGAGCCUUCCCCAGUGCUUGGCACAUGACACUAUAAGUGACUGGACAAACGUCUCUUCACAAAGGAAGUGUACUGAGUCCUGAGACAGGGCAGUUAACAUAUCAAGUUUGUGGGACCCUACCCAUGUACCUGUCACUGAGGAUGACCCUACCCACACUUGGCUGUGAACCUGUGUGCACAUGUCCUGUCCCUGCCAUCCUGGAAGAGUCUAGCGGUGGCCUUGUGUCUAGCGACAUGAGCAGCGCCCCGGCACCGGGCCCGGCACCCGCUUGCCUCACGCUCUGGGACGAGGAGGACUUCCAGGGUCGUCGCUGCCGGCUACUGAGCGACUGUGCCAACGUCUGUGAGCGGGGAGCCCUGCGGAGGGUGCGCUCAGUCAAGGUGGAAAACGGCGCAUGGGUGGCCUUUGAGUACCCCGACUUCCAGGGACAGCAGUUCAUUCUAGAGAAGGGAGACUAUCCUUGCUGGAGUGCCUGGAGCGGUAGCAGCGGCCACCACAGCAACCAAUUGCUGUCCUUCAGGCCAGUGCUCUGUGCGAACCACAGUGACAGCCGUGUGACCCUGUUUGAGGGGGAAAACUUCCAGGGCUGCAAGUUUGAACUCAGUGAUGACUACCCAUCACUGCCUUCCAUGGGCUGGACCAGCAAAGAUGUGGGUUCCCUCAAAGUCAGCUCUGGAGCGUGGGUGGCCUACCAAUACCCUGGCUACCGAGGCUACCAGUAUGUCUUAGAACGGGACCGGCACAGUGGGGAGUUCCGUACCUACAAUGACUUUGGCACACAGGCCCAUACUGGACAGCUGCAGUCCAUUCGAAGAGUCCAGCAUUAGGCUCCACAUUCCCAGACAUCACCCAUAAGAUUCUCAAUAAAAGCUCUAGAACCUA